UUCCGAACCAAGUGUAGCAAAAUAGCCGUACUUUGUUUACGUCCCGUCGGUUAGCUGACAGCCGCCGUAGCGCUUUAACUGCACUAACAAACCCGUGUGUUUGUCUGCGUUGGAUGCCCUGAGUUCCGUAAACUUUCCACUGGGUAUCCCGGGUGUCGGGCAUGGACUGUUUCGUUGAAUGAGGGGGACCCGCUGGAUGCCGACAGGAGGAUGAACUCCAUCACCGGUCGGGUUCUCGCCAUCCCCGCCGCCUCUGUCACCAACUCUGGAGCAUCAUCCUCUCGAGCCUUGCAUGUGGAGCUCACAUCUCAGCAGAGACGAUUGCGUCACCUCCGGAGCAUCGCAGCCAGAAACAUCGUCAACAAGAAUGGUUCGCCGCUGCUGGACACGUACUUCACCCUCCACCUUUGUAUAGGAGACCGCAUAUCUAGAGAUUUUUACAAGAGUGAAGUCAUUCGGGACUCACUGAAUCCAACGUGGCGAAGCCUGGACUUUGGCAUGCUGCCGGACCUUUUGGACACCUCGGUAUCUUGCUUCGUGGUGCGGAUCUGGGGAGGACAGGACGAGCAGUAUCAGCUCCUCAUAGAAUGGAAGGUCAACCUGGAUGGCCUCAGAUACACAGGACAGCAGAUUCGAUCCAGGAAUCCAAAUGAGAUCAUAUUUGGAUUGAACGAUGGCUACUAUUCAGCUGACUUUGAUCAUAAGGAUCAGUCAGAACGGAAGAAAAACAGUCAGCUUCAGGUCGACCAGAGUUCAGUUCGGAACUCCUACAGCGUCUUCUCUUUGCUCAGGCUUCACACGGCCCAGAGAGCCAUUAAACAGACCCAAGUGACGGUGCAGAGGAUCGGAAAGGAGAUCGAGGAAAAACUGAGGACGACGGCAUCCUGCACAGAGCGGAAAAAAGAGAGGGAGUGCAUGCAGCUGCGAAUCGCCGUGCUGCGAAGCGAACUGGAGCGACAAACCAAGGCGCUCGGCCGGGAAACGGACCUGAGGCAGAAGGAGAGGGCACAGCUUCAGAAGAAAGAGGAAGCUUUUGCCGCUCAGCACGAGAGUCUAAAGGAAGAGAAAGAAUCCCUCACCAAGCUGCAGAAGGAAUGCACGGCCAAAAGAGAGCAGUUCCUCAAGUCCAACGCCCAGCUCACCUUCCGCUGUCGGCAGCUCCUGUCUGAGCUCUCCUACAUCUACCCCAUCGAUGUGGCGAAUCAGUCCGAUUAUGUCAUCUGUGGAGUGAAGCUGCCAAACUCCGAAGACUUUCAAGCAAAGGAUGAUGGGAGUGUGGCUGUCGCCCUGGGUUACACGGCGCACCUGGUCCUGAUGAUCUCGUGCUUUCUGCAGAUUCCUCUUCGGUAUCCGGUCAUCCACAAGGGUUCGCGCUCCUCCAUCAAAGACACCAUCACCGACAGACUCUCGGAGAAGGAGAGAGAGUUCCCGUUGUAUCCCAGAGGAGAACGUUUUCAUUUCGAGUAUGGCGUCUACUUACUGAACAAGAACAUCGCCCAGCUGAGAUAUCAACAUGGACUGACCACCCCGGACCUGCAGCAAACAUUACCCAACCUGAAGAACUUCCUGGAACAUGGACUGAUGGUCCGAUGUGACCGCCACGCCUCCAGCUCCAUCCCGGUUCCCUCCAAGUCGCAGCUCAGUGUUUCCACUGCCUCCGAGAUCGGAUACCCGUUCCACGCCGGCUCCCCGGACCGAGGCGUGAGGAAACGGGCGAGUUCCGAGGCCGACAAACAGAGGCUCAAAGCCACGCCUCCGCCCAGCUACGACACCGCCACAGCCGAGGAGCCGCCACCGCCAGCCGGCCUCGCACCGCCCUCUCCCUCUCCCAAACACCUGUCGUCCUCGCUGGACGCCGGCAUGGCCUCGCUGAACCUGGGAAAACCACCGGACGCUGACAAAGAGGCGGGGCCAGGAGAGAAGACGGAGGUGGCGGAGGAGGUGGAGACGAAUGCUGAAGAAGAGAUUAAAGUCGAAACAGAAGAACAGACUGAGGCUCAGCCCGACUCCUCUAUGACCCUGGACGCCGGCGAGGAAAUGGCACCCGCCGCUCAGCACACAGGCGCCAUGAACGGGUCCGUGGUGGCGGGACAGGCGGCGGUCAGCCUCGUCCCGGAGCUGCGAUGUUCGGUGGAACAGGCCGAGGAGAUCAUGGGUACCGAGGCCACAGGUCUGGCUCUGGGUCUGGGCCUGGGUCUGGGUCUGGGGGACGGGGCCCAGGUGGAGGACUACCGCUGCAUCCCCGUGGACCACGCCGUCGCCGUGGAGAGCGACGACCAGGUGUUGGGCGAGUUGGACGCGGCUGGAUUCGAGGAGUUCUCCAGACGCAUCUAUGCACUAAACGAGAACAUGUCCAGCUUCCGAAGACCCCGCAAGAACUCAGACAAGUGAGACGGAGGACGAGGACGGACGGAGGCGGCAAAGACUAAUGCAGGCAGGGACACGGUGGGACGCCCACUCCCACAAUGCAUCAGAAAACAUAGGAGAUACCUGGAAUUACGACCAAUUUGCACUUAUGGUAACGUCCACUUUAGAAUAACAGCUGGAGUGGGAGUAUUGGGACAGCACGCUUUGG
Messenger RNA from Sphaeramia orbicularis (orbiculate cardinalfish), 2575 nucleotides. RefSeq names its product UV radiation resistance associated gene (gene uvrag). Gene Ontology annotation, molecular function: SNARE binding. The record is from RefSeq and is a predicted model, not a curated record. Gene Ontology annotation, biological process: SNARE complex assembly. Gene Ontology annotation, cellular component: lytic vacuole; endosome. Lineage: Eukaryota; Metazoa; Chordata; Actinopteri; Kurtiformes; Apogonidae. The coding region runs from base 211 to 2391 and encodes 726 amino acids. The transcript has 15 exons.